AUGGCUGCCAAGCACGAGAACCCCUCGUUCAUCUUGAACGCCGUCAAGAACGUGACCAUCGAGGACCGCCCGAUCCCAACGCUCAAGAACCCCACCGAUGUGCUCAUCCGUGUCAAUGUCACUGGUAUCUGUGGGUCUGAUGUCCACUACUGGGAACACGGCCGCAUCGCCGACUUCAUCCUGACCGCACCCAUGGUCCUCGGCCACGAAUCCGCCGGCACCGUCGUCUCCACCGGCCCCGCCUGCAAAACGCUCACCGCCGGCGACCGCGUCGCCCUCGAGCCCGGCGUCCCCUGCCGCCUCUGCCCCUUCUGCAAAGCCGGCACCUACAACCUCUGCACGUCCAUGCGCUUCGCCGCCACCCCGCCCUACGACGGCACGCUCGCAAAGUACUACGUCCUCCCCGAGGACCUCUGCGUGCGCCUCCCCCCGCACGUCUCGAACGACGAGGGCGCGCUCGUCGAGCCCCUCGCCGUCGGCGUCCACGUCGUCCGCCAGGCCGAGGUCCAGCCGGGCAACACCGUCGUCGUGUUUGGCGCGGGCCCCGUGGGGCUCCUGAUCGCUGCCGUCGCGAAGGCACACGGCGCGGUAAAGGUCAUCAUGGUGGAUAUUGUGCAGCCGCGGUUGGAGUUUGCGAAAACGUAUGCUGCGACUGGCACGUUCAACGCGAUGCAUUCGCGCGAUCCGAAGGUCAAUGCCGCGGAGAUCAUUAAGCAGUUUGACCUCGGCUAUGGCGCGGAUGUCGCCAUUGAUGCGUCGGGCGCGGCCCCGUCGAUCAAUACGGCGAUCCAUGUGGUCCGCACGGGCGGGACGUAUGUCCAGGCGGGCAUGGGCGCCGACGAGAUCUCGUUCCCGAUCAUGGCCAUGUGCUGUAAGGAGAUCACGAUGAAGGGCAGCUUCCGCUACGGGCCGGGCGACUACAAGCUUGCCGUGGACCUGCUGGCGGCGGGGUCCGUGAGUGUCAAGGAGCUCAUCACGAGUAGGUUUAAGUUUGAGGAUGCCGAGAAGGCGUUUGAGGAGCAGAAGAAGGGGAAGGGGAUCAAGAUCUUGAUUGACGGGCCCCAGGAUUAA
Messenger RNA from Morchella sextelata, 1071 nucleotides. RefSeq lists its product as uncharacterized. The transcript is spliced from 3 exons. Gene Ontology annotation, molecular function: zinc ion binding; L-iditol 2-dehydrogenase (NAD+) activity. NCBI's taxonomy places the organism in Eukaryota, Fungi, Ascomycota, Pezizomycetes, Pezizales, Morchellaceae. Gene Ontology annotation, biological process: D-sorbitol catabolic process. Bases 1 to 1071 code for a protein of 356 amino acids. The record is from RefSeq and is a predicted model, not a curated record.